GGGCUGUGAAUGGGGCGCGGCGGUCGCGGCGGCCGAGGCGAGAGCCGGCGCGCGGGCGGGCGCACUUUCUCCUCAGCGCCGGGCGGGGGCGGCGGCGGCAGAGGCGGCGGCAGAGGCGUUCUGCUCAGCUCCCCUCAGAGAGCGCUGCGGGGCCGGCGCUGCACGGCUGCGAGGAGCGGGGACGACGUGCCGAGCAUUUCCCCGCUCGCUGACAACUUCUCCUCGGCCCGGCUCGCUGUUCACCGGAGCCCGGACGCCGCCCCUCGGAGCUCGCCGCUGCCUCAGCGGGUCUGCGCGCUCCCGCCUCCCUGCCCGUCCCGCGGCGCCCGGGGGUGGCGGCUCCGCGGCAUGGCCCGCGCCCGGCCCUCGGUGGCGGGCGGCGGAGGCGCGGCGCCCCCUGAGCGCGCGGGGCCCGGGCGGCCGCGGAGAAGCCGGACUGGUCACCACUGCGACCCCGAGCGCCCCGGGCUGCGCGCAGCACCCAGGACCCCCGGGCCGGGCGCGGGCCGGCGGUCGGCAAAGUUGAGGCCGGGCCGCGGGUGGUGGGCACUGCUGUUGCUCCAGCUGCACUUGCUGCGGGCGCUGGCGCAAGAUGACGUUGCACCCUACUUCAAAACGGAGCCGGGCCUGCCCCAGAUCCACCUGGAAGGGAACCGCCUCGUGCUCACCUGCCUGGCUGAAGGGAGCUGGCCUCUGGAAUUCAAGUGGAUCCGGAAUGACAGUGAGCUCACCGCCUACAGCAGCGAAUACAGGUACAUCAUCCCCUCUUUGCAGAAGCUGGACGCUGGGUUUUACCGCUGCGUGGUGCGGAACAGGAUGGGAGCUCUCUUGCAGAGAAAAUCAGAAAUUCAAGUAGCAUAUAUGGGGAACUUCAUGGAUGCAGACCAGAGGAAAACGGUUUCUCAAGGACAUGCGGCACUUCUAAACCUACUGCCUAUCACCAGCUGCCCCAGACCUCAAGUGACAUGGUUUAGAGAAGGACACAAGAUCAUUCCCAGCAGCAGAAUAGCCAUCACAUUGGAAAAUCAACUGGUGAUCCUUGCCACAACAGCGAGUGAUGCCGGGGCGUAUUACGUGCAGGCUGUGAAUGAGAGGAACGGAGAGAACAAGACGAGCCCAUUCAUCCAUCUGAGCGUAGCACGAGAUACUGGCACCCAGGAGGCCAUGGCCCCCGUCAUCGUGGUUGCCCCAGGCAACAGAAGUGUGGUAGCAGGGUCCAGUGAGACUACCUUGGAAUGCAUAGCCAAUGCCAGGCCCGUGGAGGAGCUGAGUGUGCACUGGAAGAGAAACGGAGUUCGACUCACAAGUGGACUGCACAGCUAUGGGAGGCGCCUUACCAUCAUCAACCCGACAUCAGCAGACACCGGGAUGUACGUGUGCGAGGCGACACUCCGGGGGAGCGCAUUUGAGCCAGCCAGGGCCAAAGCCUUCCUUUCCAUCAUAGAGCCACCAUAUUUCACCGCUGAGCCAGAGAGUCGGAUUUUAGGGGAAGUGGAAGAAACCGUGGACAUCCCGUGUCGAGCCAUGGGGGUUCCUCUUCCCACCCUCCAGUGGUACAAAGAUGCUGUCCCCCUCAGCAAGCUCCAGAACCCUCGGUAUAGAGUUCUCCCCAGCGGAGGCCUACACAUUCAGAAGUUGAGUCCAGAAGACUCUGGAAUCUUCCAGUGCUUUGCCAAUAACGAAGGAGGAGAGAUUCAGACUCACACCUACCUGGAUGUGACCAAUAUUGCUCCUGCUUUCACCCAGCGGCCAGUGGACACUACGGUUACUGACGGGAUGACGGCUGUCCUGAGGUGUGAGGUGUCCGGGGCUCCCAAGCCCGCCAUCACGUGGAAGAAAGGGAACCACAUUCUGGCUAGUGGCUCGGUCCGGAUCCCUAGGUUCAUGCUGCUGGAAUCCGGGGGGCUGAGGAUAGCCCCUGUCUUCAUCCAGGAUGCUGGCAACUAUGCCUGCUAUGCAACCAACACGGAGGCCUCUGUGAACGCGUCCGCCAUGCUCACCGUGUGGAAUCGAACGUCCAUCGUUCACCCUCCAGAGGACCGCGUAGUGAUUAAGGGGACGACAGCCACCCUGUGCUGCGGAGCCACCCACGACCCUCGGACCUCUCUCCGCUACGUUUGGAAAAAGGACAACGCGGUCAUCACACCAUCCAGCAGCUCCAGAAUUGUGGUGGAGAAGGAUGGGUCACUUGUCAUUAGCCAGACGUGGUCAGGGGACAUCGGGGACUACACCUGUGAAAUUGUAUCAGAGGGAGGGAACGACUCCCGAACGGCACGGCUAGAAGUGAUUGAACUGCCCCACCCACCUCAAAACCUACUGGCCAGCUUGAGUUCAGCACGCAGCCACUCGGUGACACUAUCCUGGGUUCGUCCCUUUGAUGGAAACAGCCCAGUCCUUUACUACAUUGUGCAAGUAUCUGAAAACAACUCUCCCUGGAAAGUGCAUCUGUCAAACGUUGGCCCAGAGAUGGCAGGUGUCACUGUGAGUGGCUUGACCCCAGCCCGGACCUAUCAGUUCAGGGUGUGUGCUGUGAAUCAAGUGGGCAAGGGUCAGUACAGCACAGAGACCAGCAGGUUGAUGUUACCUGAAGAACCACCAAGUGCUCCCCCCAAAAACAUUGUGGCCAGUGGGAGAACCAACCAGUCCAUCAUGGUACAGUGGCAGCCACCACCCGAAACAGAGCACAAUGGGGUGCUUCGGGGCUACAUCCUCAGGUACCGCCUGGCUGGCCUGCCUGGAGAACACCAGCAGAGGAACAUCAGCAGCCCAGAGGUGAACUACUGCCUUGUCACCGACCUCAUCAUCUGGACACAGUACGAGAUCCAGGUGGCGGCCUACAACGGGGCAGGCCUGGGCGUCUUCAGCAGGGCAGUGACUGAGUAUACCUUACAAGGAGUGCCCACUGCACCCCCCCAGAAUGUACAGGCAGAGGCUGUGAAUUCCACCACCGUGCACUUCCUAUGGAACCCGCCACCCCAGCAGUUCAUCAACGGCAUCAACCAGGGAUACAAGCUCCUGGCGUGGCCAGCAGAUGCUCCCGAGACUGUCACUGCUGUCACAAUUGCUCCUGACUUCCAUGGCACCCAUCAUGGGUACAUAACCAACUUGAAGAAGUUCACAGCCUACUUCACAUCCGUCCUGUGUUUUACCACGCCAGGGGACGGGCCUCCAAGCACACCUCAGCUCGUGUGGACCCACGAGGACAGACCGGGAGCUGUGGGGCACCUGAGCUUCACAGAGAUCUUGGACACCUCUCUCAAGGUCAGCUGGCAGGAGCCCCUGGAGAGAAAUGGCAUCAUUACGGGCUAUCAGAUUUCCUGGGAGGUGUAUGGGAGGAAUGACUCUCGGCUCACCCACACCCUCAACAGCACGACCCACGAGUACAAGAUCCAAGGACUGUCAUCGCUCACCACCUACACUAUCGAUGUGGCUGCCAUGACUACUGCAGGUGUGGGCCUGACCACGUCAUCCACCAUCUCUUCGGGAGUACCCCCAGAUCUUCCUGGUGCUCCAUCCAAUCUGGUCAUUUCCAACAUCAGCCCUCGCUCAGCCACGCUCCAGUUCCGACCUGGCUAUGAUGGGAAGACAGCCAUCUGCAGGUGGAUUGUGGAGGGGCAGGUCGGUGCAAUCGGGGAUGAGGAGGAGUGGGUCACGCUCUAUGAGGAGGAGAACGAGCCUGAUGCCCAGAUGUUGGAGAUUCCAAACCUCACGCCCUACACACACUACAGGUUUCGAAUGAAGCAAGUGAACAUCGUAGGUCCCAGCCCCUUCAGCCAGUCAUCCCGGGUCAUCCAGACCCUGCAGGCCCCACCUGAUGUGGCUCCAACCAGCCUCACAGUCCGAACAGCCAGUGAGACCAGCCUGCGGCUACGCUGGGUGCCUCUGCCUGAUUCCCAGUACAAUGGGAACCCCGAGUCUGUGGGCUACAGGGUGAAGUACUGGCGUUCAGACCAACCAUCCUCAGCUCUGGCCCAAGUCGUCAAUGACCGUCUGGAGAGGGAGCUGACCAUUGAGGAGCUGGAGGAGUGGACAGAGUAUGAAUUGCGGAUGCAGGCCUUCAACGCCAUUGGGGCUGGGCCCUGGAGUGAGCUGGUGCGGGGCCGUACACGGGAGUCAGUUCCUUCAGCAUCUCCUGAAAAUGUGUCUGCAGAGGCUGUCAGCUCCACCCAAAUCCUACUGACUUGGGCUUCGGUUCCUGAGCAGGACCAGAACGGGCUCAUCCUAGGCUACAAGGUUUUAUACCGUGCCAAAGACCUGGACCCAGAGCCCAGGAGCCACGUGGUACGAGGGAACCACACACAGUCUGCACUGCUGGCUGGCCUGCGAAAAUUCGUGGUCUAUGAGCUCCAAGUGCUGGCGUUUACACGGAUUGGGAAUGGGGUCCCCAGCUCACCCCUCAUCCUGGAGCGCACCAAAGAUGACACCCCAGGUCCCCCCGUGCGGCUGGUGUUCCCCGAAGUAAGGCUUACAGCAGUGCGGAUCGUGUGGCAGCCCCCAGAGGAGCCCAACGGUGUGAUUCUGGGUUACCAGAUCGCCUAUCGCCUGGCCAGCGGCAGUCCUCACACCUUCACCACUGUUGAGGUGGGUGCCACCGUGCGGCAGUUCACAGCCACAGAGCUGGCCCCGGAGUCUGCGUACAUCUUCAGACUGUCUGCUAAGACGAGACAGGGCUGGGGCGAGCCCCUGGAGGCCACAGUUAUCACCACGGAGAAGAGAGAGAGGCCAGCGCCCCCUAGAGAGCUCCUGGUACCCCAGGCAGAAGUGACAGCACGUAGCCUCCGGCUCCAGUGGGUCCCUGGCAGCGAUGGGGCCUCCCCAAUCCGGUACUUUACCGUGCAGGUGCGAGAGCUGCCGGGUGGAGAAUGGCAGACCUACUCCUCGUCUAUCAGCCACGAGGCCACACUCUGUGCUGUUGAAAGGCUGAGGCCUUUCACCUCCUACAAGCUGCGCCUGAAGGCCACCAACGACAUUGGGGACAGUGACUUCAGUGCAGAAACAGAGGCUGUGACCACACUGCAAGAUGUUCCAGGAGAGCCACCAGGAUCUGUCUCAGCCACACCGCACACCACGUCCUCAGUUCUGAUCCAGUGGCAGCCUCCCCGGGAUGAGAGCUUGAAUGGCCUUCUGCAAGGCUACAGGAUCUACUACCGUGAGCUGGAGUCCGAGACAGGCCUGAGCCCUGAACCCAAGACACUCAAGAGCCCCUCUGCCUUACGUGCUGAACUCACGGCUCAAAGCAGCUUCAAGACCGUGAACAGCAGCUCCACAUUAACGACCUAUGAAUUAACACAUCUGAAGAAGUACCGGCGCUAUGAAGUCAUCAUGACUGCCUAUAACAUCAUUGGUGAGAGCCCAGCCAGUGUACCAGUGGAGGUCUUCGUUGGUGAGGCUGCCCCAGCAAUGGCCCCACAGAACAUCCAGGUGACCCCACUCACAGCCAGCCAGCUGGAGGUCACAUGGGACCCGCCACCCCCAGAGAGCCAGAAUGGGAACAUCCAAGGUUACAAGGUUUACUACUGGGAGGCAGACAGUCGUAAUGAGACGGAGAAAAUGAAGGUCCUCUUUCUCCCUGAGCCUGUGGUAAAGAUUAAGGAUCUCACCAGCCACACAAAGUACCUGGUCAGCAUCUCAGCCUUCAACGCUGCUGGUGACGGGCCCAGAAGUGACCCAUGCCAGGGACGCACACACCAGGCAGCUCCAGGGCCCCCAAGCUUCUUGGAAUUCUCAGAAAUAACAUCUACCACACUCAACGUAUCCUGGGGGGAGCCAUCGGCAGCCAACGGCAUCCUACAGGGCUAUCGAGUGGUGUAUGAACCCUUAGCACCAGUGCAAGGCGUGAGCAAGGUGGUGACCGUGGAUGUGAAAGGGAACUGGCAACGGUGGCUGAAGGUGCGGGACCUCACCAAGGGAGUGACCUAUUUCUUCCGUGUUCAGGCGCGAACCAUCGCCUAUGGGCCAGAACUCCAAGCCAAUGUCACUGCAGGGCCAGCCGAGGGGUCCCCAGGAUCUCCAAGAAAUGUCCUUGUCACCAAAUCUGCCUCUGAGCUGACCCUUCAGUGGACAGAAGGGAACACAGGGAACACACCCACUACAGGCUACGUCAUAGAAGCCAGACCAUCAGAUGAAGGCUUAUGGGACAUGUUUGCAAAGGACAUUCCCAGGAGUGCUACGUCAUACACCGUGGGUCUGGACAAGCUGCGGCAAGGGGUGACCUACGAGUUCCGGGUGGUGGCCGUGAACAAGGCAGGCUUUGGGGAACCCAGCCGCCCUUCCAUUGCAGUGUCAGCACAAGCUGAAGCCCCGUUCUAUGAGGAGUGGUGGUUCCUGCUGGUGAUAGCGCUCUCCAGCCUCCUCCUCGUCCUCCUGGUGGUCUUCGUGCUGGUCCUGCAUGGGCAAAGCAAGAAGUACAAGAACUGUGGCUCAGGUAAGGGCAUCUCCAACAUGGAGGAGACAGUGACCCUGGAUAAUGGAGGGUUUGCCGCCUUGGAACUCAACAGUCGUCACCUCAAUGUCAAGAGCACCUUCUCAAAGAAGAACGGAACCAGAUCCCCACCCCGACCAAGCCCCGGAGGUCUGCACUACUCUGACGAAGACAUCUGCAACAAAUACAACGGUGCGGUGCUGACAGAGAGUGUGAACCUCAAGGAGAAAUCGGUGGAUGGGUCGGAAUCGGAGGCUUCUGACUCAGACUACGAGGAAGCCCUGCCCAAGCACUCCUUCGUCAACCACUACAUGAGCGACCCCACCUACUACAACUCUUGGAAGCGGCGUCCCCCUGCCGCAGCACCGCACAGGUACGAGGCGGUGGCAGGGGCCGAAGCUGGCCCGCACCUGCACACAGUCAUCACCACACAGAGCGCGGGCGGAGUCUACACACCAGCUGGCCCCGGAGCCCGGGCCCCCCUCACCGGCUUCUCCUCCUUCGUGUGACGUCACGCCUCCAUCAGGGUAGACGGGUGCAGAACUUCUGGAGUCUAUUUUUGUUAAGACAAUCAACUCCGAUAACUGAGCUGAAUUUUUUUUGUUUAAAAAAAUAAUAAUAAUUCUGAUAAGCGAUCUUACCUACUGGUGAAAACUAGGGUUCACUUAGGAAGGUUUUUUUUUUAAUGGCUUUUUGUAACAUCGCUGCAGGAAGCGGGGUUUCUUUGUUUUCUUUUUAAGAGAAGGUAUCUCCCUGGUGCAAUAGCUCAGCACCGCCGGCGGGGGCGCUCUCGACACACCCGAGCCCUGGGCUCCUCUGGCCUCCAAACCAUCCAGGAUGGCGAAGGAGGGCGGGCAGGAGGGUGGAGGGGGACAGGUAAAUCGCAUCCGCAGCCCACUUCUCUCUCUACCUCCUUUUGGAGAACCAGCCAGCCUGGUCCACUUUCUCCAUCUUAGGACAACUUGAGGCCCCUUGCUCUCGUCCGUGCUUCAGAGAAUUGCUCUUCCCCUCCCUGGGUUCUGUCCGGUUCUCAGCAGGAUCCGGGCGGGGCCACUCAAGAGGGCUCAGCUAUGCCACCCUUCUUUAAGGGUGGCUGCAGCCCUGGAGGUUUCCUUUUCCCUCUCUCUUCCUCUCUUCUCUCAAGCAGACAGUUACAAGAACAGGAAGCCCCUGCCCCAACUGGCUCUGGAGGCCCCCAGGCCCAUCCAAGGCCAGCCAGGUCCUUCUGGUGACCACACAACACAGCACACAGCCCACCCCCGCUGAGCAAGAAAGGAGCGGAGACGCGUGGUUUUUGCAGUUGCUUGUGGCAGUAGCAAGUGUGCAUUGUUGAACCAGAGUAUUUUUUAAACCUUUUUAUCUUUUUUUAAACUAUGUCACGUGAAAUGAAUGCGUCUUUGCUGUCUCCAGGUGCCUUUUAAUUCAUUGUUCAGCUUUGAACGUGGGAAAGACGAAAACCGACUGUGUCUCCAAAUAAAACAAUCGGCUCUGAGAAACCAACCGGGGCCACGAGUCACCUAGCACGCCCCACACAUGGCGCACAGUAGGGACAGCCCUUUCCUUUUCCUCCUGUGCUCGCUGCUGUACCGCUUCUGCCCCCUGGUGCUGUCCCCUCUACCCCGACAUCCAAGGCCAGCUUUUAGCCUUAACGGGUUUUCUGAGAACAUUUUCCUUUCCUUUUCGUUGUUUAAAUGUUUCUGGCUAAAUGCAAAGUGACACUCAAGACCCCGUGAGCGUCCUGCCACCCAUAGUCCAGCGCCCCACUCCACCCCCACCCCCAUUUGGAUGUGACCAGCGGGAUCCAGCCAGGGCGUGCCCCAGAGCUGACAGCAGCUCCAUUUCCCCACACCCUGGAGCACUCAGAGCCAGUGACAAGAGUCUGCCCUCCCGGGGUCUUGGCGCCCUGUGGAAGGGACUAAGUACCUCAGUGCCACCAGUAGGAGAUUCUGUAGCCCCUUUGCCUUCCCUGUGAGGCAGAGGACAUGGAUCUUGUCUUGACUCUGCCUUGGAAGUAGCAGGUGUGGCCCCAGGACACAGGAGGUUCCACUUGGGGUUAAAAAUUGAAUUAAUUAAAGGCCUUCCACUUUUUCCAAAAUCGAGAAUAAAAACCAUUCCUCCUUCCUCUUUCUUACUCCCUUCCUCCUCCUCUCCCUCCUUCCUUCUCCCCCUCCUUUCUUUCAUUCUUCCCUCCUUUUUCCCCCUCCCCUUCUUAUAUUCACUUCUCUCUUCUUCCUUGGUUCUUCCCUCCCUCCUCCCUCUUUCCUCUCUACCUCCUCCUUCUCCUGUCUCCCUUUCUUCCUCCCUCUUUCCUUGUCUGAGCUAAAGGAGAAAUAUUCUAAACCAAAAAUCCUAGAUGCUCUACCCAAAGCCACUUCUGUGUGGGGAAUGCCACCCUCAUGGUCCACAGAAGGGACCACAUCAGUAGACUGCACCAUCUCCUCCCUGGCACCAAACGAGUGAAGAGGACAGAGGCCACAUGUCACCAAUUGAACUUCUUGGAAGGUGCCACCCAACAGAAGACAGGGGACCAGGCUGGCUCUGUACCGCAGCUGUGCUCCCUUAAGCCAUAAGGACUUGAUUGCUUUAAUCAAUGGGGAAUCUUUGGGAUGGUCUGUUCUGAGGUGACACUCUAGCCCACCUUGCACUUCCUCCCAAUGACUCAGCAGUUUGCAGCGGUGCCUGGGUCUCCUUUAGGAUCAGUAACUUGUUUUCUAUGGAAAGGUCUGUUCAGGAUGCCCUGGCCCUAUGGCUGUUGGUCGACAGCAGUCAGCAGCUGUCUCAAGCCUGAGACUUAGAGCAAUGCUUCUCAACAUGUGAAUGGAGACCCCUUGGGAGUCAAACGACCCUUUCACAGGGGUUGCAUAUCAGAUAUCUUGCAUAUCAGACAUUUACACUGCAAUUCAUAACAGUAGCAAAAUUACAAUAGUUACGAAGUAGCAACGAAAGUAAUUUUAAUGGUGGGGGGGGGGGCAUCACCACAACAUGAGGAACUCUAUUAAAGGGUCACAGCAUUAGGAAGGAUAAAAACCACUGACUUAGAGGGACCCUGUCCCAUUCAAAUCCCUGCACCAAAGGCAGAGGUUGAGGAUUUCCAGUUAGAUUUCAGCCUCUGGAGUCACAGGGCAUUGGCAAAAGUCCUUCCUACCUGUUGGGAUGGGACGGACACAUUACGCAGCUGCGAAACGGACACUGGAUCCAAGGCUGGCUUCUAAGAAAAGAUCCAAACAGGCAGGAUGCGGGCACCCUCCUGACUUCUCCUGUCAUGUUGUCCAUGGGUGUCUGGUGAUAAGCGGCAGCCACCUCAGUGGCUUUGUGGAGGGUGCUCAGCCCUGUGUAGCUUCCCUCCUGGGUGAGCUGCUGAGCCCUGCAGCAGGCUUUCCAGAGCACAGAUACCCAGAGAGGAAGCAACAGCGGAGCGGACAUCGCUACACCUCCUGCUUGGUGUCUUCCCACUCCAGCAGAACAGGAUGGGGGUGGGGUGGGGUCUCCCUUACCUGGAGCCCUGGGAGGAAGCAGAGCAACAGCCCAUGAGGAUGGCGUGUGUUCUGGAAAGUUCUUUGGAUGUGGCGUUUGAACUUGAUCAGCCUGAGCAUGGUGUGUUUGCAUAGAGGUUCUUAGCAUGGGUUUUCAUUACCCCUGGAUUCCUGGCUCACAGCAUGGCUGCUUUCCUGCUGAGCCCCAGCCCUAGACUAGCAGCAAGGGACCAGUCUGAGAGGCCAGAACAGUGUGGGGUUCCCAACAGGGAGCUCCCAACCCCACCUGCUGGCUUAGGGGAGUCCCUAGGCUUUCCCUAUAAAACUUCCAAAAUGGCACAGAAAACCAGAUCCCAUUAUAGAUUUAAAAAAAAAAAAGAAAAAAGAAACAAAACAAACCCCCCACUCCCUCAACUUGUAGAAAGGCAGAGCGGUGCUAUGGGUACAAUUUUUAAUAAAAAUAUUUUGUUCCUUAA
Rattus norvegicus (Norway rat) is the source of this 10370-nucleotide messenger RNA. NCBI's taxonomy places the organism in Eukaryota, Metazoa, Chordata, Mammalia, Rodentia, Muridae. The record is from RefSeq and is a predicted model, not a curated record.